Molecule: messenger RNA, 3220 nt
Organism: Capra hircus (goat)
Lineage: Eukaryota; Metazoa; Chordata; Mammalia; Artiodactyla; Bovidae
Gene: MUC15
Product: mucin 15, cell surface associated
Exons: 4
Coding region: 273-1265 (330 amino acids)
Source: RefSeq, a predicted model, not a curated record
AGGUGAUAGCUUCAUGCUGACAGCUGAGAAGCAGGUCAGUCAGGUUCUUGGGUGCUCUAUUACACAAGCAAGAUACAGCCAGCCUCACCUCACUUCGUUUCUCUGGCACCCUCCUGCCCAGUGGGACAUCUGUACACUUAACCCAUCUGCUUUCUCUAAUGCAUGGCAGACUCCCUGCGGUCAGGACGGCUGUGAUACUUCAGUUUCUGUUUGUAAACACCUCCUAGACCUGAAGAUUCUCCAUAUUAACACUAAUACCAAAGAAGAUUACAAUGUUGACUUCAGCCAAAAUUCUGUUGAUUUCAAUUUUGUCUAGUUUACUACUGUUUGGAAGCCAUGGGGAAGAAGGUCAAAAAACAAACACAACAGAAAGCACUGCAGAAGACUUAAAAACAAGGGAAAAUCAAUCUGUUCCUCUAGAAAGUAAAGCAAAUUUAACCUCAGAUAAAGAAAAUAGAGAAACUUCCAGUCCCAAGGCAAGUAAUUUCUCUUUUGAGGAUCCAUCAAAUAAAACACAUGAAACAGGUUUCUACAAUAAUCUGUCAACAGACAACUCUUCCAGGAGUCCGAGACUCAUGCCUACACUUUCCCCAAGACCUCCCUCAAUCCACAGCUUUGUUUCCAAACUGCCUUGGAACUCAUCCAUAGCAGAUAACAAUCUUCUGCCAGUUUCAGCCCCCCCCAAUACCACAGUUCCUGUGUCUUCAGAAAACUUUACCCGGUCUUCCAUCAAUGAUACCUUGAAAGCUCCUGACAACAGUUCCAUUACAGUUAGCAACCUCCCUUCAGGACCAAACACCGAAUCUGUGACCCCCAUGGUAACAGAUGGAUGGCCUACCACAACCAGAGAGAGCAUGGAGGGGUUUACCAUCUAUCAAGAAACAACUUUACAUCCCACCCUGAAAUUCACCAAUAAUUCAAAAAUCUUUCCAAAUACGUCAGACCCCCAAGAAGAGAACAGAAAUACAGGAGUAGUAUUUGGGGCCAUUUUAGGUGCUAUUCUGGGUGCUUCAUUGCUUAGUCUUGUUGGCUACCUUUUAUGUGGAAAAAGGAAAACAGAUUCAUUUUCCCAUCGGCGACUUUAUGACGACAGAAAUGAACCAGUUCUGCGAUUAGAUAAUGCACCGGAACCUUAUGAUGUGAGUUUUGGGAACUCUAGUUAUUACAACCCAAGUGCAAAUGAUUCAUCUACUUCAGCAGGUGGAGAAAAUGCGCGUGACGGCAUUCCUAUGGAUGACAUACCUCCGCUUCGCACCUCAGUGUAAAACUUAGGGGGGAAAUGCUGCAGAUGGCAAGUGUUCAUCUACAUCCUGGCUUUUUCAAAUCCAUCUUCCAAACACUGAAGCAAGGCCACUGUCACAUGGCCUGUGCCAAGGAGAACUGUAAAAGCAUGAGGCUACUAGCAAAAACAUAAACAGAGGAUAAAUCAUCCAAAAGGUUUCCUUUCUUACCAGCUUUGGCUAUGCUGAUUCAUCCAUUGAGAAACCUUCAUUAGUAUCUUGGCCUAUUUUUUUCUUAUUAGGAAGUAUCUAUGGAAUCAGGUAAAACUAAAAGACUUCACCAUGAUUGCCCUGCCUGAUUAAUUAAAAAAUCCUUCAGUGAAAAUAGGAACCCCAAAUUCAAAAUCAAUGGAUUAACUCUUCAUUGCUCCCUUUGUAGUCUUAAUGAAUUUUCCUGAAGGAGAAUUUGAAGGGUGAUUUUUUUUUUUUUCAAUUUUGACUUAAAACUAGAAAGAGUAUGGCACAGAGUUUGUGUUCCUGGGAAAUUAAGGCAAUGGGAGUGAAAGAUUUGUAUUCUAGUACAUUUUAUUUUUCUGUAUCAGCAGGUCCCUAGUAAAGUUCUUGAUUUGCCAGGUUGGUGAUAACUUUGCAUUCAACAGACCAUAAUCAGAAAGUUAACCCUACCCAGGAAAGUAAUCACUUCUUUUCAAAUCAUGGGAAAUACCAAUCUGUAAUUUACUUUAGGUCUCAAUUAAUUGGGUUCUUUAAAAACUCAAUGAGAAACUUCAUGAAAAAGUCAGCCAAUACAUAUACCUAAACAUAAUUUUUACAGUUUUAAGAUGUUAGAUAGGAACAGGAUUUAUUUAGUGUUAGACAUUAUUGCUCAAUCAUAUAUGGAAUAGAUUCUGUAUCUCUAAGUGUAUAAAAUGUAAGGUUAAAAAAACAGAUGACUGGAAGCCUUAAGCAAACAAAACAUCUUCUGAUCAUCACUUUCACAAGUAUGCUUCAGUUUGUUUUUAAUUACUGGCUGCUUUUGGUAGGAAAAAUAUGCUCUACAGUACAGGAAGGUUGAGGUUUUAGGGAUUAGAAGAUUAGAUCAAGAGUUAAAUUCCCAAAGAAGCCGUGAAUGUAUGAAGAAGGCACAGGAAAAAAAGAGAUUUUAUUGUUGAAUUGACACAUGGUAUAUGUGUUUGUGUGUGGGUGUGGGUGUGCAGAAACACAGAAACAGCUUCAGAAAACAAGGGCUAGGAAGUUAAGCAAUGGAAGAACGUACUCACCCCAUAUUGCCAUAAAAAUAGCAAAGAAGACUGUCCCUCCAUUAUCAAACAGAUAUGUCACCUUAAUGAAAAACAAGCAAAAAUAUUAGCCACAUUUUUGGUUGUAAAAAUCCAGUGAUUACUUUUUUUUACACUGAGGCACUAUUGAUUUUUUUUUUCCUCAAUGGAAUCGCAUUAUUUUAUCAUUUGUAAAUAUAAGAUAUACAAUCCUUUCAUGGGUCCCGCAACUGUUUCAUGUGAUUUUCUCAUGGAGAAAGUUGGGGAAUCAGCAUUUUCCCCCUUACUUUCUCUUUUCCUUUUGGACUCUACCUUUAUUUCUGCUUUGAAGGGGUUCUAGCACUCUGAGGAAGUAUUUGUGGACCUCAAAUGGAAGCUAUGCAGUGAGCUUUAAGAAGUUAGCUUUCCAGUGAAAGCACACACAGCUGCACUUCCUGUUAGCAAAGCUUCCAGGGCUGGGGAAGUUGCAGGAUGCAGAAUUCCAUCAGCGAUCCAGCAUUUCCAAGGGAGAGAUAUCAGAGUGCUAGCCCUGCUCUCCGAUGUCCUUCAGAACGUGCCAUGGGUCAUUAAGAAAUUUCAUCAAUCACUGUAUAUACAUAGUCCAAGUGUUUUUUAAUCAGACAUGACCUGAAGUUUUAUAAAGAACAAUGUACAGUUACACAAUGUUAUUGAAUAUACAUUUCAGAGUUGUAAGAAUUGUUUGAUUUUAAUAAAGUAUAAAUUCAA